Molecule: messenger RNA, 1345 nt
Organism: Colossoma macropomum (tambaqui)
Lineage: Eukaryota; Metazoa; Chordata; Actinopteri; Characiformes; Serrasalmidae
Gene: orc6
Product: origin recognition complex, subunit 6
Exons: 7
Coding region: 39-830 (263 amino acids)
Biological process (GO): DNA replication; DNA replication initiation
Cellular component (GO): nuclear origin of replication recognition complex
Molecular function (GO): DNA binding
Source: RefSeq, a predicted model, not a curated record
AAAGCCGAGGCUGCUGUGGUUGUAGUGGAGCUGCGGAAAUGGACAGAGAACUUUUCGGCAGACUUGCGGCCAAAAUGGGCCUGACGUCGGUCAGAGUGCUGAGCCAGGCGGAGGAGUACCUGCGGCUCUCUCAGGUCAAAUGUACCGGUCUCGGUGGCGCCACCGCCACCAGCAGAGCGGUUAUUUGUCUCGAACUGGCGGCGACCUCGAUGAAGUUUCCUCUCGACAAGGAUUUUGCCAUCAAGCUCUCAGGGUUGAAUAAGAAAGUCUACCAAAGCAGCCUAAAGUCAUUGGAGUGUAUGCUGGGUCUGCAGUCCAGUGUUGGGCUCAGAGAGCUGGCUGUGCAGUACGGGUGUUUGGACGCAGUGAAGGUGGCGUCUCAGAUCCUUGAAAGGUAUGAGGCCAGUCUGCCUGCAGCUCAGCAGCAAAACCUCGACCUGUCAAAGCCGCUCUUCACCACUGCGGCUCUGUUCACUGCCUGCAAGUGCAUGAAAAUCAGAGCAGAUAAGAAGCUGGCGUCGUCCUCCGGAGCGAAGAAGGGCAUCUUCGACAGGCUCUGCGCUCAGCUGCAGAAGUUUGGGCAGGAGAUUUGCAGUGAAUCCUCUUCUGUGAAGGGAUCAAUCAAAACAGCUCAGAAAAGACAGAAGACCCUCACUGAGAUGCUGCAAGAGGGAGAGGAUGAUGAUGGGUUGCCAACAUCUCCUAAGCAACAGAGGGAGCAGCAGCGGCCGAGGGAGGACGAGGCUGAGGAGGACGCGAAACAGAAUUACGAGGAAUGGAAGAGAAAAAUCCUAGAGAAUGCACUCAGGGCUAAGGCGGCGGAUUCAUGAGCGCAGACUGGCGGUAGUUUUUAUUUAUUAUGUUCCUGGUUUUCUUUUUUUUUGUUUUAUUUUUCCCCCUUUUUCCAUCAAGUGGCUUUAUUUGCCAGAUGAAACACGUCUUCGUCUGUCAGACCAGAGCUGCGUGUGCAGAUAUAUGGUUGCCCACACUUUCGUUUGAUUGCAUUCAGAGAAAUGGUAGUUAGUGAGUUCUGAAUGAUUCGGUGGCUCAUCUUUGCGCCGCUGCGUUAUGUUCUGCUCUCGGCCUGAAUGGCUUGAUUAUCGCAUUGUUCCUGCAGGACGGUGCUGGAUUAAUAGUGCAGAGUAAGGUGCUCUUAAUCAAGCUCUCCUUACGUUUGACUGUCAUUUGCAUCAAGUAUCUCAUGUUGGUGACUAUUCAGUCUGGAAAUCAUCACGAGUUUCACAUCUUCUGUAAAAGUGAAGAAAACCUUCCUGCACAAUGAGUGGUUUCCAUGAACUUCCAUGUCAUUUUAAUAAAAGUAAAAAUUACAGGUACUUGUAUCUUG